This is a messenger RNA of Anopheles stephensi (Asian malaria mosquito), 1530 nucleotides long. RefSeq lists its product as uncharacterized. Lineage: Eukaryota; Metazoa; Arthropoda; Insecta; Diptera; Culicidae. The transcript is spliced from 4 exons. The record is from RefSeq and is a predicted model, not a curated record. The coding region runs from base 291 to 1217 and encodes 308 amino acids.
GUAGGGACGCGCGCUUAGUCGUACGCAAUCUCUGGCCGUGUCGAUUCGUUUCCGUUUCGUCGCUUCCAAUCAGCCGUGAACAGUUUGGUGCAUUGAGCGAGAGAGCAUUAUCGCGUUCUUUGGCGAACCGAUGAUCUUGUACUGUGUCGUGUGGUGUGAAUCAAGCUGAACGAUCUUUCGACAGGGAAGAUUAAGAAAUCGGAUCUUGUUGUGUAUAGUGCAUUAGCAAAACAAACAGAAGAAGUGUUUGGCUCGCUACCUUGGUGUGAAGCGUAAUAGUGAAUCUAACCAUGUGCCGUUUGACCAACCUAUGUGGACAGUUGUCUCAAGCGAUGAUGUCUGUCGUGCUGCUGCUGCUGCUCGUUUCGGCCGGAAGUGCAGCCAAUGUGUACGGAGCUAGUUCCGGUGAAAAUCGUAGCAAUUCUCCGUCGCAACACUGUACGGAUUUUAAUCCCCAGCACGGUCUCGACAUCGAACAGAUUAUGGGCAUCUGGUAUGGCAGCGAAGUGAUCACACACAACGGUAUCGACGAGGGCGAAGUAGUGUACCGGACCUGCAUUGUAAUCCAUCUGGCAGACGUGACGAAUGAGACAACCACGGUCCACGAUCAGAGCACGGGGUACACCGGUCGGAGCAAUCCAGCGGGAACGAACUAUGACCGCUUCGGAACGUCGUACGGUUACGGUGGUUCCAGUGGUGGCGGUGGUGGUGGUCGAAGUGCGGACAGCCAGUACGACCAGCAGAACCGCCGUCAGCAGGGUGGUCGUCAAUAUUUCCAGCAGGAACCACGCACCAUGCGUAACCUACGUUUGAUAUGGGACGAGUCAGACCACACGCUCGAGUACACGCUGCGCUACAAUACGUCGAAGCCUGGCUUUUGGAUUUCGGCCUCUCCACAGUCCGGUUCUAUGAUUCAGCUCCAGUACGUACAGUUUACCGGUACGGUUCAGGUGCUGAAAGCGAUCAACAAUCAGCUGGUGCUGAACUUCUGCCAGAGUUUGCCCGGUGGUCAACUGUUUACGAUCGUGCUGUCCCGCGUUCCGAUGGGCUUAGGACCUGAGGACAUACAAAGCAUCCGCAAUCUGUUGCGGCGUCGUGGUCUGUCGACGUCGUCGGUGCGAAAAGUUUGCCAAAGUGGUGCCUUCCGAAGUGACGUUUCGAUGAUCGCACUCGUGGUGAUGGCCAUCGUCACGGCCCUAGUCAAACGGUUGCACUAAGUUGCGUUGGUAAUACGAUCUGCUUUCUUAAUCAUUAGUGCCAUCCUCAUUCAUUACUGUCCAGGGCUAAUGUUACAAGCCGGCUUCAUUUUACAACAAAAGUAUUGGUUAUUUUACUCCCAUCAGACAUUCUGUUCAUGCGUGUAAAGUAUUUGUGAGUCUUACAUUACGAUCUAACUGUCCAACGAUUGCCUUGCUUCACACCGUAUAAGCCUUGUGGGCGAAAUAAGUUAAAAAUGGUAACGUUUGUAUAACGAGUUUGCUGAAACAAAUAAAGUGUUCUACAGAGGUUUUGAACAAACGAAUAAAUAAA